Molecule: messenger RNA, 2024 nt
Organism: Dioscorea cayenensis subsp. rotundata (Guinea yam)
Lineage: Eukaryota; Viridiplantae; Streptophyta; Magnoliopsida; Dioscoreales; Dioscoreaceae
Exons: 6
Coding region: 104-1567 (487 amino acids)
Source: RefSeq, a predicted model, not a curated record
UCUCCCACCAAAACCUAAAACCCUUUCUCUUCCCUCUCGCUCCAUCGAAGGAAGCCUUUUUCUCCGAUCAAAAUGCUCUUUUGAAUCCCCUCGAUCUCCAUCGAUGGCUGCUGCUGCUAAACGCCUCGUAAUCUCUUCGAAAAUCGCCACAAAAUCAGGGUUUGUUGAGGUGUCUAAUGUAACGCAUGGAUCGAAGUUCCGAUGCUUUGGGACCGCCUCGGCUGCUUCUGGUGUUCUCAAAGAAGAGAAGGAAUCAAAGAAAAUUUCGAAGCUUGAGAGGCGCGCGAUGUUGGAGGCUUUUGUAGAUCAAUACAGGGCAUCAAAUGCUGGAAGAUUCCCUACUGUAUCCUUGGCUCAAAAGCAGAUCGGAGGGUCUUAUUACCAUGUGAGACAAAUGAUUCAAGAACUGGAAUUCAACUAUAGGAUGUCACUUGCAGGCAAGAAUAAGGCUCAAGUGGGAAAGACAGAACAAGGUAGCAAUCCUGCUUUGCUUUGGAAGGAAGUUCCUGGUACAUCAGAAAUAGAAGAGGUCUCAAAACCUGCAGUUUCAGCAAGCUGUGUAUCAUCUAAAGAUAUUGAUACAGGAUCCGAUAUUAGAGCAGAGAAUAACACUAUUGUUGAUUUGAUAAUUGAUGAUGUGCUUCUCGACACAAAAGAGCCUUCAGUGUCUUCUGCUGUUGAAACUGCCUCAGUUAAAAAAGUUGUCAAGCAGGCGCAUAGCCCAUCACGAAAGAAAAUUGUGGAAUGUACUAAGAAUUCUUCUAUAAAUGGAGUAUCAUCUUUUGGUACUCAGAUGAGAACAGAUGAAUCCAGUAUUAAUCGUGUGUUCGGAUUGACUAGUGAGAGCAUGCGACAUAGUGAUCAAGGUAGCAAUCCAGCUUUGCUUUUGAAGGAAGGACCUGGUCCAUCAGAAAUAGAAGAGAUCUCAAAACCUGUUGCUUCAGCAAGCUGUGUAUCAUAUGAAGAUUUUGAUACAUUAUCUAAGAUUGGAUCAAAGGAUGGUGCUACUGUUGAUUUGGUAAUUGAUGAUGAGUUUCUGGACAGAAAAGAGCCUUCUGUGUCUUCCACUGUUGAAACUGCCUCAGUUAAAAAAGCUGCCAAGCAUGCGCGUAGCUCAUCAAGAAAGAAAAUUGUGGAAUGCACAAAGAAUUCUUCUAUAAAUGGAGUAUCAUCUUCGGGCACUCAGAUGAGAACAGAUGAAUCCAGGAUUGAUAGCGUGGCAGAAUUGGCUAGUGAGAGCUUGCAACAUAGUGAUCAUGAUUCUAAAAGAGAUGAGGCUAAUUCAUCGGAGUCUUCAAGGUCGGAGGCAACAGUACAUAUUUUGAAUUCACCUCAUCUAGACUCAGAAGAGAAUAACAAGGAGCUGAAGUCAACUGAACAUUUAUGUGACAGAAAUGAGCCCAAGCGAAUUGAUCAAAUAGGCAGUCUUGAAGCCCCUGAACCAGAGGAACUUAUUGGUGACACACCGAAGAAGGUUGAGAUUAGAGAAUCUUCACCAGGAAGAUCAGAUAUAUGGGGAAAUCUCAAAGCACUUGCCAAUAGCUUUGUCAAUUUUUGGUGGAAGUAGUUAUUACUCAACAUGCCACUUAAUAGUCAUUCUCCAGGCUUGUCAUAAGCGGUGGAUGAGCGAGCUUCAAGAUUUGAUGGUGAAAGGGCAGAAAGGAAGAAGUGCAGGCUUCAAGAAGCACAAUGUGCAUAGAAUAUCAAGGAGUUGGAUUACUGCUGAAUGAAAAUGAGUUGCAGCAGAUAAAGAAUACAAAACCUUAUGCAAGUCAUUUAUGAAAAAAAGAGACUAAUAUGUAUGAGCACUAGCAAGAUGCAAACCUGUACACAUGACUUUCAACAUGGAUAAAUUAUUCAAAAUCUAGAUUUUCUGCUUUCUGCUACUUUUGCUUGGUAACAACUUGUGUUGUCACCAAAUGCUGUUCUUUGUUCUUUGUGUGCAUCUGAACAAAUUGUUUACAGAGAAUCAGGGAAUGAAUGGUCUUCAGAGUGAAUGAAGAAGACCAUUACUUUGAUAUUAA